AUGGCAAUGAAUGUUAUUCUUCGUAAUCAUCCAACCCAUCCAAACCAUGAACUAGAGCCCCAAAACUAUGCACGACCAUACACCUGCCAUGGCUGCAAACAAAAAGGCUUCGGCCCUCGAUAUCGAUGCCAAAAUUGUGACUUCGAUUUCCACCAAGCUUGCACUUACACGGGAACCGACCCUGUUUACCAUGACUACUUCCCUGGUUCUAAGUUCAUGUUUCUUAGAAACCCACCAGAACCCUGCCAUCCAGAGUGCAAAAUAAGAUGCGAUGCUUGUAGAAACACCAUCAAAGGCUUUGUUUUUCACUCCGAAGAGGAUGACUUGGACCUCCACCCAUGUUGCUGGAACCUCGAAAGAAGUUACCAAAUCGAAGACAUGAAGUUUAACCUCAACAAGAAGGUGAAAGGGAAGUGCAUGUGGUGCAAUAGCAAGAGGCUCAAAGAUGGUGGUACCGAUAAUGGAUGGUCCUACGUGUCCAACAGCGGGAAGUACCAUGUUCAUGUCGCUUGUGUUACUGAAAUAGCUUUGGAAGCAUGGUAUAACAACAACAGAACUGAUGGUGGUGGAGGAAGCAGUAGUACUAGUAGCCGUGGUGGACAAGAAUUUUUGGCUCUAAAGAAGAAACUGAAAGAAGUUCAAGUUGUUGGAGGUUAUGGAGAUGGCGGAUUUGGGAAGAACAAGUUCUGGAGAAUCUUAAAGUUCCUCGUCAAGACUGUUGUUAGUAUCGUUAUUGGAGAUCCUACUAUGAUUCUCGCCUCUUUCUUCGUCGAUCUACUUUCAUGA
Messenger RNA from Cucumis sativus (cucumber), 786 nucleotides. RefSeq lists its product as uncharacterized. The record is from RefSeq and is a predicted model, not a curated record. Lineage: Eukaryota; Viridiplantae; Streptophyta; Magnoliopsida; Cucurbitales; Cucurbitaceae. The coding region runs from base 1 to 786 and encodes 261 amino acids. The transcript has a single exon.